AUGCCUUCCCAUAACACCAGCUACAAACACCGUAGGCAGGAUUUGCUCUCCAGAUCCAACAAAGAGCACAAGGGGGAUCUGUUGGUGCAUCUUGGACACCAUUUUGGACGGACUGAGCAUGCCUUCUGCAACAUCAAAGUGAUUUUAGACUUCGGUCUUCAAUGUCUUGAGGAUGCUGGUCUAUCAGAGAGCAACGAAAAACAGCACAGACUAUUCGACACUCUCAGAGAGCUAGACCCCAACCUGGAAGAGCGCCUCAGAGAUGGCGAGCAUACUUCUGACAUAGCAGCCUUAAUUGAUGCAGGCAGGGAUGGUGCCCGCUCAACGGAUGCACAGUCUGUGAAAAAAGCCAUUCUUGAUUGGGUCCACCCUGACGGUGGGGCCUUGAUACCACCGCUCCUUCGAGAUUCCAGAGUUGGGUACGGAUUUGCCCAUGUUGAUACAGGUAGGCUUCUCUGCCCCACACAUCUGGAUUGGGAUGACGCCAAGAUACGCAAGAAACUUCAGAACAGGACUGCAGUCGUUACGGCGGACCAAUGCCCCACAUUCCUAUACGAAGAUCUCACAUAUGAUGAUGACUUGCUGGGGAGAGGGCCAUAG
Messenger RNA from Fomitopsis serialis, 600 nucleotides. RefSeq lists its product as uncharacterized. NCBI's taxonomy places the organism in Eukaryota, Fungi, Basidiomycota, Agaricomycetes, Polyporales, Fomitopsidaceae. The record is from RefSeq and is a predicted model, not a curated record. The transcript has 5 exons. The coding region runs from base 1 to 600 and encodes 199 amino acids.